CGUCCGUAGCCCCCCUCCCGCCCGGUCAGCGCCGAAGAAUUGCCCGGUGGCCGCGGCAGACGGAAGCCGAGCGAGAGUCUCGGCGGCGGCGGCAGGAUGGGAGACUCCAAAGUGAAAGUGGCCGUCCGGAUCAGGCCCAUGAACCGAAGAGAAAUUGACUUGCAUACCAAAUGUGUGGUGGAUGUAGAUGCAAACAAGGUUAUUCUUAAUCCUGUAAAUACUAAUCUUUCUAAAGGAGAUGCCCGAAGCCAGCCAAAGGUGUUUGCAUAUGAUCAUUGUUUCUGGUCUAUGGAUGAAUCUGUCAGAGAAAAGUAUGCAGGUCAAGAUGAUGUUUUCAAGUGCCUUGGGGAGAAUAUUCUUCAAAAUGCUUUUGAUGGCUAUAAUGCAUGUAUCUUUGCCUAUGGACAGACUGGAUCUGGAAAAUCUUACACCAUGAUGGGCACAGCCGACCAACCUGGAUUAAUUCCAAGACUUUGCAGUGGACUUUUUGAACGAACUCAGAAAGAGGAAAAUGAAGAGCAGAGUUUUAAAGUAGAAGUGUCCUAUAUGGAAAUUUAUAAUGAAAAAGUCAGAGACCUUCUUGAUCCCAAAGGAAGCCGUCAAACAUUAAAAGUCAGAGAGCACAAUGUGUUGGGACCCUAUGUCGAUGGACUUUCUAAACUGGCUGUCACAAGCUAUAAGGAUAUUGAGUCUUUGAUGUCUGAGGGUAACAAAUCUCGUACAGUUGCUGCAACCAACAUGAAUGAGGAGAGUAGUCGAUCGCAUGCGGUCUUCAAAAUCACCCUCACGCAUACUUUGUAUGAUGUGAAGUCUGGGACAUCUGGAGAGAAAGUGGGCAAACUGAGCUUGGUCGAUUUAGCUGGCAGCGAGCGAGCAACAAAAACUGGAGCUGCCGGUGACAGGUUGAAGGAGGGGAGCAACAUCAACAAGUCCCUCACAACCCUCGGUCUGGUUAUCUCAGCCCUAGCAGACCAGAGUGCUGGCAAAAACAAGAAUAAAUUUGUUCCUUAUCGUGAUUCAGUUCUCACUUGGCUGCUCAAAGACAGUCUUGGGGGUAACAGCAAGACAGCCAUGGUAGCAACUGUGAGUCCGGCAGCUGAUAACUAUGACGAAACCCUUUCAACUCUGCGGUAUGCAGAUCGCGCCAAGAACAUCGUGAACCAUGCUGUGGUGAAUGAGGAUCCUAAUGCACGAAUUAUCCGGGAUCUCCGGGAAGAAGUGGAAAAACUCCGAGAGCAGCUAACCAAAGCAGAGGCAAUGAAAUCUCCCGAGCUAAAAGACCGGCUGGAAGAAUCAGAGAAGCUAAUCCAGGAAAUGACUGUGACCUGGGAGGAGAAAUUAAGGAAAACUGAGGAGAUUGCCCAGGAGCGACAGAAACAACUUGAGAGUCUUGGAAUAUCCCUUCAAUCUUCUGGAAUUAAAGUUGGGGAUGAUAAAUGUUUCCUUGUUAAUCUGAAUGCUGAUCCCGCUCUGAAUGAACUUCUGGUUUACUAUUUAAAGGAACAUACAUUGAUAGGUUCAGCAAAUUCCCAAGAUAUCCAACUAUGUGGAAUGGGAAUUCUUCCUGAACAUUGUAUUAUAGACAUCACACCAGAAGGCCAGGUUAUGCUGACUCCUCAAAAGAACACCAGAACAUUCGUGAAUGGCUCUUCUGUAUCCAGUCCUAUACAGCUACACCACGGGGACAGGGUGUUAUGGGGAAACAACCACUUCUUUAGAUUGAAUUUGCCUAAAAAGAGAAAGAAAACAGAUCGAGAGGAUGAGGAACAAGAUACCUCCAUGAAGAAUGAUACCAGUUCUGAGCAGCUGGACGUAGAUGGAGACUCCUCAAGUGAGGUGUCCAGUGAAAUCAACUUCAAUUAUGAAUAUGCACAGAUGGAGGUGACCAUGAAGGCUCUGAGCAAUAAUGAUCCAAUGCAGUCAAUAUUGAACAGCCUAGAACAACAGCACGAAGAAGAAAAACGGUCUGCAUUAGAGCGCCAGAGGCUCAUGUAUGAACAUGAACUGGACCAGCUACGAAGAAGGCUGUCUCCUGAGAAACAAAACUGUCGGAGUGUGGACAGGUUCUCUUUCCACUCACCCAGCGCUCAACAGCGCCUGAGACAGUGGGCCGAAGAGAGAGAAGCAACACUGAAUAACAGCCUGAUGAGGCUAAGGGAACAAAUUGUUAAAGCCAAUCUGUUGGUGAGAGAAGCUAGUUACAUUGCAGAAGAACUGGACAAAAGGACAGAGUAUAAAGUAACCCUGCAGAUUCCAGCCUCCAGCCUUGAUGCUAACAGGAAGAGAGGCUCUCUUCUUAGUGAACCUGCAAUCCAAGUGAGAAGAAAAGGAAAAGGAAAGCAGAUUUGGUCCUUGGAAAAACUGGACAACAGGCUGUUGGAUAUGAGAGACCUUUAUCAGGAGUGGAAGGAGUGUGAAGAAGAUACCCCAGUAAUACGUUCUUACUUCAAGCGUGCUGAUCCAUUCUAUGAUGAACAGGAAAAUCAUAGCCUCAUUGGGGUGGCUAAUGUCUUCCUUGAGUCCCUCUUCUACGAUGUGAAGUUACAAUAUGCUGUUCCAAUCGUCAACCAGAAAGGAGAGGUGGCAGGUCGGCUGCAUGUAGAGGUGAUGCGAAUCAGUGGUGACAUCGUGGAAAGGCUGGCCGGAGGGGAUGAUGCCGCCGACAUCUCCUUUGAUAAGGAAUCCCAUGAAAACAAACUGACGUGCAUGGUUAAAAUACUCCAAGCCACUGGGUUGCCACAGCAUCUGUCCCACUUUGUAUUCUGCAAAUACAACUUCUGGGAUCAACAGGAGCCAGUAACUGUUGCACCCGAAGUAGAUACCUCAUCCUCUCCUGUCAGCAAGGAGCCUCAGUGCAUGGUUGUCUUUGAUCAUUGCAAGGAGUUUACUGUUAACAUCACUGAAGAUUUUAUUGAGCACCUUUCAGAAGGGGCAUUAGCAAUUGAAAUAUAUGGCCAUAAGGUGACCGAUCCUCGGAAAAAUCCAGCCCUUUGGGAUUUGGGGAUCAUACAAGCAAAAACACGUAGUCUUCGGGACAGAUGGAGUGAAGUCACCAGGAAAAUGGAAUUCUGGGUUCAGAUCUUGGAACAGAAUGAGAAUGGCGAAUACUGCCCUGUAGAAGUAAUUUCUGCAAGGGACGUGCGAACAGGAGGAAUCUUCCAACUCCGGCAGGGGCAGUCCCGGCGAGUCCAAGUGGAGGUGAAGUCUGUGCAGGAAUCUGGGACUUUACCACUGAUGGAAGAAUGUAUAUUGUCUGUUGGCAUUGGAUGUGUAAAAGUUAGAGCACUCAGAUCCCCCAAGACACAGGAGACCUUUCAUGAGGAAGAGGAGGACAUGGACAGCUACCAGGAUCGGGAUUUAGAGAGACUGCGUAGAAAAUGGCUAAAUGCAUUAACAAAACGUCAGGAGUACUUAGAUCACCAACUGCAAAAGCUUGUCAGUAAACAUGAUAAAACAGAGGAUGAUGCUGACCGUGAAGCUCAACUUCUAGAGAUGAGGCUGACGCUGACUGAGGAGAGGAACGCGGUCAUGGUCCCCUCUGCGGGCAGUGGCAUUCCAGGGGCUCCAGCAGAGUGGACCCCAGUUCCUGGGAUGGAAACACACAUUCCUGUUAUAUUCCUUGACUUAAAUGCUGAUGAUUUCAGCUCUCAGGAUAAUCUUGAUGACCCAGAAGCUGGUGGGUGGGAUGCUACCCUUACGGGGGAAGAAGAAGACGAGUUCUUUGAACUGCAGAUUGUAAAACAGCAUGAUGGAGAGGUGAAAGCGGAAGCCUCUUGGGACUCUGCAGUACACAAUUGUCCUCAGCUCAGUAGAGGCACACCUGCAGAUGAGCGAGUGUUUCUGAUUGUGCGGGUGACGGUCCAGCUCAGCCAUCCGGCUGACAUGCAGCUAGUAUUACGCAAACGAAUUUGUGUCAAUGUUCAUGGUAGGCAGGGUUUUGCUCAGAGUCUCCUAAAAAAGAUGUCUCAUCGAAGUUCUAUUCCUGGCUGUGGAGUGACUUUUGAAAUUGUCUCCAAUAUUCCAGAGGAUGCCCAGGGAGUGGAGGAACGAGAAACAUUAGCAAGAAUGGCAGCUAACGUUGAAAACACAGCUUCUGCUGACUCAGAGGCUUAUAUUGAAAAAUACCUCAGAAGUGUACUGGCUGUGGAGAACCUUCUCACUUUAGAUCGUCUGCGCCAGGAAGUUGCAGUGAAGGAACAGUUGACAGGAAAAGGGAAGCUGAGUAGGAGGAGCAUCAGUUCUCCAAAUGUGAACAGAUUGUCUGGCAGCCGACAAGAUCUCAUUCCCUCCUACAGUCUAGGCAGCAACAAGGGAGAAGGUGGAAAUAUGUGGGUAUCUGAGCAGGCAGGGGUAGAGUUUUCAGAGAUCCAGGGAGAGGGCCGGUGGGAAAGUCAACAGGAUGUGUCUCAAAUUGCAGUUUCCAGAGGAGUAGCUCCAGUUGCCCCGCCCAUCCCUGAUUGUCCACAAAAUACCCAUUCUCCUGAUCCGGGAUUUAGUGGUCUAGCGGCCUCCUACUUGCAUCCAGUAAAAUCCUUUGUGCCGCAGAUGCCGAAGCUGCUGAAGUCUCUCUUCCCUGUCCGCGACGAAAAAAGGGGCAAACAGCCACCUCCCCUUGCACAUCAGCCGGUGCCCCGAAUCACGGUGCAGUCUGCCCUUCCAGAUUUGGGGACAACCAGGAUGGCAGAGGCUCACCGGGAGAGAGGAGGGGCUGGCGUGGCCCCUGACGUGACUGUGCACAUUGUCCCUGUGGUGAAGACCCAUGAAAAACCAACUCAAGUGCCCCCACCCCAGGGCGCAGCCACCAACACGCAGGUCCCCGAAGUGCAGGAGGGGCCGCCCAGCCCCCUGAGCGAGGCCUCCAGCGGGUACUUCUCACACAGCGUCUCCACCGCCACGCUGUCCGACGCGUUCGCCCUGGGCCUGGAUGCCACGGCCCAGGCCGGCGGGCAGAUGUGCGGCUCGCCCCCUCCUGUCCCCUGCCAGGCCGGCCCUGAGGCUGAGUCCCCGUUUUCAUCUGCUGCCCCUGGCGCAGACGGUGCUCUCCCCGCCCCGCCGCAGGGCGAGAGCGGCCUUCCCUCUCCGCCUGUCCCAGCAAAGCAGGCUACACAGAGCGACGGUGGUGGUGGCAGUGCCAGUGCCGCCCAGGCCAAUGGAGCGGUUUCCUCCGAGAAGCAGAACGAAGAAGCAGCCACUUCGCCGGCUCGUCUUCCCACUUCUGCCCCUCAGAAGGAGUCACCCCUCCCACAGGGCAGCGGCAACUUUUCCCCGGCCACCAAGCCGCUUGGAGGACCCAAGGACCAGGCCAAGCCAAUCACCAGCUUAGAGCUGGAUGUCUCCAAACCGCAGUUGCCUCCUGACCUGCUGUCUCAGUCGCCUGCACCAGCAUCUCCAUUCAGAAUCCGCAAGGUGCGAACCUCAGAGCUGAAGUCGUUCACGCGCAUGCUCGGCGGGGACCCUGGCUGCCCCUCUGGUGCCACUGAGGACCCGCUGGCCUCAGGAGGGCCAGGCGAUGGCAGCUCCGGAGGACAGGGACAGGCUCUGGAGAAGCUGGAAGUCUCCUCUGAUUCCGAAGAAGCCAGUGAGGUCCCAGAGUGGCUCAGAGAAGGAGAACACGUUAUCGUGGGCACCAGCAAAGUGGGCAUUGUGAGAUACAUCGGGCCCACCGACUUCCAGGAGGGCACGUGGGUUGGAGUGGAGCUGGAUUCACCUUCAGGUAAGAACGACGGCUCCAUCGGAGGGAAGCAGUACUUCAGGUGCAGCCCCGGCUACGGGCUGCUGGUGAGGCCAGGCCGGGUUCGAAGGGCGGCAGGUGCAGGCCGGCGACGCAGCGCGGGGCUCAGGCUUCAGGGGACCCCCGAGCCCCGCAGGAGCAGCGCCCUCUCUGGCUCCGCCACCAACCUGGCCUCCCUGACUGCGGCUCUGGCCAAGGCCGAGGGCACCACGGCUCUGGGGGCCGACAGGAGCCACAAGAACCCCGAGAACCGGAAAUCCUGGGCCAGCUGAGCCAGCGCCCUCCGAGGCGGACACUGACCGCAGGAGCCGAGGGGCCGUGUCACCUCAAACGCCCUUCCUUGGAGGCGCAGGCAGUGAAGGCUUUUGCACGACGAUGCAGGGCUGGUGACCUCCCUGUUUCUCCCGGAACUCUAGAAGCUUUGUUUCUUCCUCUACCCAGAGCACGAGGAGGCCUCUCUCUCUCCGCAGCACAGUGGAGUCGAAGGUUCUAGGAGCUUAGUGCCAUCCUGGGUUGUGGAGAGCGAGGUCCCGAGCCUGGGGCUCUCUCCACCUGGGGCUGUUGUUGCUGUUUUUUCUGUUCUAGUGACCCCAUUAAUCUCUUAAUUUAAAGAAUAAUCAUAACUAGUGCCUUUCCUCCCCCCAGGAGCGGGGCAUCUCCCUCUGCCCCCAGGGCUGGUGCCCCAGCCCACCCGCCCCAGGUGCUGGCUUGCUCCUCAGGCUCCAUGUACGCUCUCGUCCCCGAAUCCCCCACACCAAGUAACAUGCUCCCGAAGGUGCCUCUGGCUGGCCGGCUGGGGCUUCUGGGACAAGGUCCGGUGUGCCCCAGAGAGGGCUGCUGGGCCCGCCCCUCCCACUCUUCCUUCUUCCUUUCCACGGGGUUUCUUAGAGGUUUUUCUGUGGGUGUUUUAGCAUCUUUAUAUCUAGAAAGUUUUUCUCUCUGCCAUUUACUCCCUACACAGAGUACUUGGAAUAUAUUUAUUUAUAUUUAUUUUUUCGAAACCCGAAAUAAUUUGCGAGCCACAAUCGUCCACCCAGGUGCAGGAACCCAGGGCCUGCCUUGCACAUUGCCAGCCUCUGUGGCCCCUUGGGAGCUGCCAGCCUUCUGCCUCGGGCCGGGGUUCCCCGAGAGGCCAGAGGAUGACCCUCCCUCCUUAUGUUCCUUUAAUGCAGAUACACAAGUGGCCUUACUCUAAUAAGAUGACAGCAAAAACUUAGAGAAUUAUGUCGUGCUUCUGCAGUCAAUGACAAAGUCAUUCAGGGGCAUCACAACCUUAUUUGGUGCAAUUUUGGUUUCUGGGAAGGUCCUUAGACCAGCUUAACUUCUUGGUAGUUCUAUACCCUGACGCCUCAGCCUGGAUCUGCAGAGGGAGUGCUCGUCCACCAUCCCUGGGGCUGGGCCCUUGCAGAACCACAAACCAGGCCCAGCCUGGGCAGCCCGAAACAUCCCCAAACAUCGUCCACCUCCUGCCAGGACACCUCUGGUCCAUUGGGAGGGCGUGUGUGGAAGCACAAAGAGGACAGGAGCCUUGCAGACCAGGGGGGAGCGGGGCCUGGGGGAGGCAAAGCGGGGCCUCCAGGCCCAGGGAACCCCUGAGCGAGAGCCGGUGCUCCUGGUCCUCCCUAAGGCAGGACCCCAGGGACCUGGUGCCGAACGUCAGCUGCCUCCCCUGCCUGUCAUCGCGAGCGCCUCGUGUUGGGGUUUGCACUCAGCCAUCUUGGCGCAUGUUUUUGGUUCUCAUGUUUAGACUCUAAAAACAACAUCCAGACUCUGUUUUUGAAAAAUCUGUGGUUCUCUAGGGAUUUGAAGCCCCUCACGAGCCGUGGCAGGCUGUCGGGAGAGGGCAGAGCCCUGACGGGCACCCAUGGGGCACAGCUACCGCACAUGUAGACCCACAGGGAAGGGGCCCAGGGUUAAUUAGCUCCUAGUGAAUGCACGUGGUGAUGGCCGGCCCAGCCGGCUGCUGCCGGCCAGGUGAAGCUGCCUCUCCCGCCCUUCCCGUGGUGCCUGCAGUUGGAUAAACUGCAGAAUGAAAUGGAAUUGCUCUCAGCUGGCUAGUGCUGGGCCGGGCCCCCAUCUCAGCCUGGGGUCUGCUGGCCCUUGAUAAGACAUCAGCUGGUCGAGAGCUGCCACACUGUCACUUCCUCCCCCAUUUUAACGGAAGGGAAGACAGGGCCAGAAGUUCAGAAGCUCCUUAAAUAGCUUUAUCUCAGUGCACAUUCAUAGUUUUAGAACUGGAAGGGAUCUUCUCGCAGGGAAUGGGCUAAAACCAAGGAAAGUUCAGUGAUUUUUUUUUCCAGGUUACAGAAAUUCCAGCUUCUGACUCCCAGCCUGGGCACUUUCCGUUGUCUCUGUGAAGCACCAGCUGGCGACUGCCAGUCCCUCCUUGAUGCACCUGGCCGCAGCCCGGCUCCGCCCCCAGACGGGGAGUUCACGCCCACACCCAGGUUUUAGUGAUCUAACCCCGGCUCCCUUAAGGAGAACCUGCUGCCCCCGCCCCCCGCGAUGCCUGGCUGGCUUUCCCUGGCCCAGGUCCCCUGGUGGGGGCUCCGAGCGGUCAGCUCCCCCCGUGGCAACCGCCUCCAGCGUCCUGUCCCCGCCCGCAUGGCACCCUUGGCCUGGGAGGUAGGUGUCCUGCUUUUCUAGUCUGGCGGCUGGGUUUGCCCUCGGAGAGGGUGGGCCAGGGACUCGUCUCCUUCCCCGGGGCGGCGGGGGCCUGCUGGGUGCCCCGGGUCUCUGGGGACUGCUUCGUCCUUCCUGUCUGCAGCUGCAUUUGGGGGAGCACCUGCUGGGCUUGUGUCCCCGAAUACAGCACUCAGUUUUGUGCUCCUGUUGUUACUUUGCCAGCACAGUCAUGUUAAGAGUUUUCUCUGUGUCACCGUCACCCGCGUCCAUUGCCGGGACCAGCGCCACCCCUUCCUCUGGGCAGAGCAGCUCUUGCUCCGAGCCCCAGGUGGCUGCCGGUGGCCGAAAGCCGGGCACCGGCUGGGUGGAGAGGGGGCGAUGGGAGCGGAAGGCGGCUGGGUGUUUGUGAUCCUCACUUCGCGAGUACUUGUUGGAGCCAGUGUGCCCUGGAACAUGUUGGCAGCAACCUUCCAGAACCGUCUUGGGGACAAGCGGUGUUGUGCUCUCUGUCAUUGUUUAAUUAGGAUGGGAUGGACUGUGAUGGAAUUAGCGCCUGGAGCAGGUCUCGUUAGCUGGAGCUCUCAGGGACGGUGAGACGGUGAAGAGGCUGGGAGGUCCGCCCAGGCCAGCGCUGGUAGCUGAAGAGGUUUCGGGCCCACCUUUUCCUCCCAAACUCAGUUUCCUGUGCCUGAGCUUCUCGCACUAGUCCUGCGCCCCAUCCCGCCCCGCUUGGACCUUUUCCACCAUCUCCAUUUCCUGGGAAGCGGUGUUUGGGGCCCGUGGCGUCCAUCGGACUCGCCGGCAGCUGACCGCGGUUGGCCCGGUUGCUUGGCCGGUUGCUUGGUCGCCUUCAGCCGUGCGUGCGGGGCGGGGUCGGGGCCCGAGGCCGCGGGGCGGAGGAGCAGUUCCUCUAGGAGGAGCGGAGCUCUCCGCUUGCCUGGGGUUUUCUUCGAAUGAGCGUGUUUGGGCUGCCCUGGGAGGAGACGUUUGUCACGUUGCUGCUCUCGGCGAGCUGUUCGUGCGCUGGGAGGUCAGCACGUGGCCACCCCGGCGCCCGACCUCCAGCAUCGCCGUGGGCGCAGUGCGGCUCUCCUGCUCGGGGCGUGGCGGUUUGCGCCGGGCCCUUGGGGCGGGGGCAGGGUUUGCAGUCCCGGGCCCCCUGUCUUACUUGCUUCACAACCUGGACAUCCCUUCAGGGCCGGUGUGUGGAUGGCUUGCCUGGGGCGCACCCAGGACGCUGGGGCCAUCACUCUGGCAUGGGCCCUGUCUUCCUGGGUGGCUCAGGGAGCAAUGCGCGUGCGCAGGGAGCCCGGCCUGCCCCGGUCUUCCGUUUUCACUCACUUCUUGGUGCAGACUGAUGUUAACUUGAACCUGGAAAAGGGGGGCCGUGCAGUAGAUGGGGUCACUGCAGCCGCAGCCCUGGCAGCCCGCAACCCAGCACGUACCGGGCUGAAGGUGCGGGCCUGAGAGUCGGGACCCGAGGGGCUCGACCCCCUUGAGCAUCGUUCUCGCCUCACUAACAAACAGCCCUGAUGUUAGAAAGAAAGUGUGAGCUUUAAGACUCGGGGUUCAGUUCCUAGCUGGCCCCAUGCUCUGGGGUUUACUGUGGCAGCAGGAGGGAAUGGGCCACUCAGAAGCUGGGGCCAGGCGAGGCUGUAGGUGCCACACAAACACCCUAGGCAGAGACUGGACGGGGACCCUCUUGGCCUCCGCCUCCCAUUCUGUGUGCUCAUGGUGACCACCGGCCCCAUCCACGGGUGGGCAGCGGUGUGUCUAGGGAGAGAAUGAGCUGUGAAGGGUCUGAAAGGCUUAGGUAUUCAGAUCUCCCGUUACUUCCUUACGUUUUCUUCUCCUGGCUUAAAGGUCCAUGUAUGUGAAACUGACAAGGAGUCCAUGGUAUUUAUUUUCCUGGCUAAGAUUAGCCCCCCUUACCCCAGGCCUGCUGCGGGCCUGCAUCUCAUGGUGCCCUCAGCUCCCAGGGCUGCCUCAGACAGGCAGUGCCUGAGACGGUGGCCACCUCUCUGUCGUGCCUUACCUUGGAGACUGGGAGUGGAGCCUGCAUUUUAUCCUCAAGACACUGACUUGGUUGUCCCCACACAUCUCUCUCAGAAAUCCAUCGUGCCUUUUGCUGGGUUGCUGACACUAAUUGUGUUGGGAGAGUCUUGGAACAUCAUCUCUGUGUGUGGAGUUCUGUAAAUAUGAUGGGUUCACAUAUAAAGAAGUGACUCUGAUUGGGGGGGGAGCAUAUUGAUUAGCUACACGUGAAAUGUGAGUUAAAAAAAUCCAAAGACUCUAAUGAAUUGUAAAGACUUAAUGAUUUGUAUUGUAUAAUGAACUAAACCUCUGUAAUUUUGUACCAUAUAUACCUUUCCAUCGUAUGACCAGCUGCUUCUAAAUAAAAUCAGAUGAUUUCUUGCCUA
This is a messenger RNA of Pteropus alecto (black flying fox), 10776 nucleotides long. RefSeq names its product kinesin family member 13B (gene KIF13B). The coding region runs from base 97 to 6003 and encodes 1968 amino acids. Gene Ontology annotation, biological process: microtubule-based movement; regulation of protein localization. Gene Ontology annotation, cellular component: adherens junction. Gene Ontology annotation, molecular function: microtubule binding; microtubule motor activity; cell adhesion molecule binding. The transcript has 42 exons. Lineage: Eukaryota; Metazoa; Chordata; Mammalia; Chiroptera; Pteropodidae. The record is from RefSeq and is a predicted model, not a curated record.